Apus apus (common swift) is the source of this 4624-nucleotide messenger RNA. RefSeq names its product ring finger protein 111 (gene RNF111). Gene Ontology annotation, molecular function: ubiquitin protein ligase activity; SUMO polymer binding; SMAD binding. Gene Ontology annotation, cellular component: nucleus; cytoplasm. NCBI's taxonomy places the organism in Eukaryota, Metazoa, Chordata, Aves, Apodiformes, Apodidae. The transcript is spliced from 16 exons. The coding region runs from base 258 to 3452 and encodes 1064 amino acids. Gene Ontology annotation, biological process: positive regulation of transforming growth factor beta receptor signaling pathway; positive regulation of DNA-templated transcription; ubiquitin-dependent protein catabolic process. The record is from RefSeq and is a predicted model, not a curated record.
GCGGGGGCUGCGCAACAACAAAACGUCGCCCGCCUCGCGGCGUGUCAGCGGGGCCCGGGCGGCUGCGGCCAGGCCGGGGGGCAGCGGCCGGGCCGGGGAGGAGGCGGCGGCCCGCCAGGCAGCGCCAGGCAGCGACGUGGGGUCCCUCCGGUGCCCGCCGGGGCCGUUUCCUCCCCUCCGGCCCUCAGCUAGGGCGCCGGCGGCAGCCGCCUCUUCCCCCUCGGCCCCACUCUCUCAGGCCUUUCUUAAAACUUUCCAUGUCUAAAUGGACUCCUGAAUGUAAUAUAGUUUAUACUCUAAAAGCGGAUAUGAAGAGUGAAGUUCCUUCUGAUGCACCAAAGAGACCAGAGAGUCUGAAGGGGAUCCUCUUGAACCCUGAGCCUAUUGGGGCACCCAAAAGCUUCACUGCAGAAGUGGAGAUGAUUGCUAGUAAAGUAGGAAAUGAGUUCUCUCACUUGUGUGGGGAUUCUCAAAAGCAGAAUGAUGUGAAUGGCAACCAUACAGACCAAGACAAAAGUAUUGUGGUGCGAAGAAAACGCAAGAGCCAGCAGGCUGGUCCUUCAUAUACUCAAAAUUGUCCUGAUAAAGAAAACCAAGGUAUCUUAGGAUUAAAGCAGCAUCUAGAAACACAGAGUGAAGACAAUGAUUCUUCUUUGAGUGACUGUAUCUCUUCACCUUCAUCUAGUCUACAUUUUGGAGACUCUGACACAGUAACAUCUGAUGAAGAAAAAGAUGCUCCUGUGAGACACCCCCAGGCAGUGUUGAAUACUACAAGUAGAGCUCCUAGUGCAAGGUCACAAAAGCGGCCUCGGACUGAGCCAGAUUCUGUACCUGGGUUGUUAAUGAAAAGGCCCUGUUUUCAUAGCAGUUCUUUAAGAAGACUUCCAUAUAGGAAAAGGUUUGUUAAAACAAGUUCGUCACAGCGGACACAGAACCAAAAAGAACGAAUUUUAAUGCAGAGGAAGAAGCGGGAAGUGUUAGCUCGAAGAAAGUACGCUUUACUACCCAGCUCUAGCAGUUCCAGUGAGAAUGAUCUCAGUAGUGAAUCUUCUUCCAGUUCAUCUACUGAGGUGGAGGAAGACUUAUUUGUGUCACCUGCUGAAAACCACCAGAACAGUACAGCUGUUCCUUCAGGAAGUAUUGAUGAAGAUGUUGUGGUGAUUGAAGCAUCCUCCACUCCUCAGGUCACUGCUAAUGAAGAAAUAAAUGUUACCUCAACAGAUAGUGAAGUGGAGAUUGUCACGGUUGGUGAAAGCUACAGGUCUCGUUCAACACUUGGGCACACAAGAUCACACUGGGGCCAAAGCUCUAGUUCCCACGCUGCACGACCUCCGGAACAGCGGAACCGCAGCCGGAUUUCCACAGUCAUCCAGCCCCUGAGGCAGAAUGCAGCGGAGGUGGUGGACCUUACAGUGGAUGAAGAUGGUGGUAGUUUGAGAUUGACCAAGCCCACUAGUGGCCUUUCACUGGUUCUGAGUGGGAGAAACAGAACUGUCUGUAUUGCUGAUGAGCCCACCGUUGUGCCAAGCCCACCAGCCAGAGUGGAGCCGCCGGUUGUGAGUUCUGCUUCCAGUAACAGUUCCAGUACGUAUAUCUCAGGGCAGACCUCUGAUGAGGCUACUGACGUCUCCAACAGCCAGCCCACUGCAGCACCAGAGACCACUCCUCGUCUUCCCAGCAGCGGCACUGCUGGUACUCCAGCUGGAGAUGAUGUAAGAAGAACUGCAUCUAAUACAACACUGGAAACUAGCCCUCCGGCCAUGCCAAGGUUGCCAUCAUGCUGCCCUCAGCAUUCUCCUUGUGGAGGACCUUCACAGACUCAUCAUGCGUUGGGGCACCCACAUACAAGCUGCUUUCAGCAGCAUAACCACCACUUCCAGCAUCACCACCACCACCACCACAACCCUCACCCAGCUGUCCCACUGUCUCCUUCAUUCAGUGACUCCAGCUGCCCUGUUGAAAGGCCUCCUCCAGUGCCUGCACCUUGUGGAGCAAGCAGCAGUUCUGGCACCAGUUACCACGACCAGCAGGCACUGCCAGUAGACUUAAGCAGCAGUGGUAUAAGAAGUCACGGAAGUGGUGCUUUUCAUGGAACAUCUGCUUUUGACCCCUGCUGUCCUGCUUCUUCAUCUCGAACUGCAAUUUAUGGGCACCAGGCUAGUGCUGGCCCAAGCCAAUCCAUAACAAUAGAUGGGUAUGGAUCCAGUCUGGUUGCUCAGCCACAGCCCCAACCUCCUCCUCAGGCAUCGCUCUCCUCCUGUCGCCAUUAUAUGCAUUCUCCUUAUGCUUCUUUGACCAGGCCUCUUCACCAUCAAGCUUCUGCAUGUCCUCACUCUCAUGGAAAUCCUCCUCCACAGCCACAACCUCCACCUCAAGUAGAUUAUGUUAUCCCUCAUCCAGUGCAUCCCUUUCAUCCUUCAAUCUCCUCUCAUGCAUCUUCUCAUCCUGUUCCACCUCCACCACCAACUCAUCCUUUAGCCAAUGCAUCUGCUCCAAUACCACAGCAUCUUCCUGCAACACACCAGCCAAUAUCCCAUCACAUCCCUGCAACAGCACCUCCAGCACAGAGGCUACAUCCUCAUGAAGUGAUCCAGAGGAUGGAGGUCCAGAGAAGAAGAAUGAUGCAACACCCAACGUAUGUCACAAAUGUACUCAGAACAAUAUCUAAACAUAUAAUUCAUUUCGCUCAGAACUGUAGUUGUUCUAUACCAGCUGGCAUGGAAACAGCUGUGUGCUCUGACUGCUUGAGCUGUGAUGCAAACAGACGUGCCCAUGAACGGCCUCCUCCUCAUCCUCACAGAAUGCAUCCCAAUUAUGGUCAUGGGCAUCACAUUCAUGUGCCUCAGACAAUGUCUUCCCAUCCUCGACAAGCUCCAGAGAGAUCUGCCUGGGAACUGGGAAUUGAAGCUGGUGUGACUGCAGCUACUUACCCUCCAGGGCCCUUGCAUCCUCACUUGGCCCACUAUCAUGCACCUCCUCGACUUCAUCACUUGCAAAUAGGGGCUCUUCCUCUAAUGGUACCAGACAUGGCGGGCUACCCUCACAUCCGUUACAUUUCAUCGGGAUUGGAUGGAACGUCAUUCAGAGGCCCUUUCAGGGGCAAUUUUGAGGAACUGAUUCACUUGGAGGAACGAUUAGGCAACGUUAAUCGUGGAGCAACACAGGGAACUAUUGAAAGAUGCACAUACCCACAUAAAUACAAAAAGGUAACAACUGAUUGGUUCUCACAGAGGAAACUGCACUGCAAACAAGAUGGGGAGGAAGGAACAGAAGAAGAUACAGAGGAAAAGUGUACCAUCUGUUUGUCCAUAUUGGAGGAAGGUGAAGAUGUCAGGCGCCUUCCAUGUAUGCACCUUUUCCACCAAGUAUGUGUAGACCAGUGGCUGAUUACUAACAAGAAGUGCCCCAUUUGCAGAGUGGACAUUGAGGCUCAGCUGCCUAGUGAAAGUUGACACUGCUUUCCAGAACUCUUCUCCUCCCUCUCCUUCCCUCUCAUCCUUCCUGGUACUGCAGUCAACCAAAGAUGGCAUGACUUACCUGCGCAGAUUUGGAAGCAUUGACCCUAGAGUGCUGGCUCUGCUAUAUGGUACAACUAGUGCUAGACCUACAGUUUAUGUAGAAGACAGUUGAGUUCAGUGUAUUUAUAAAAUAUUUUUUUUAGGUUUUACAUUUUUUCUUUUAAUUCAUUACUGUAUUUUUGCAUGGUUCCUUGUAUUGCAUUUGUUUGCACAUAUUAUGGGCUUUGUGACCCCAAACUUGCAGGCAAGAUUAGCUGCUUUAGUAAGUAGAAUUGUAUGGUCCCUGUUUUGUUUCGGUUUUUUGGUUUGUUUUACAUAGUAUUGAGCUUUGAAAGUAUGAUUUCAGUCAUCUAACUAACCUUGAAUUCCUUAAUUUAAUCGGUCAUAUAUUUUAGUUUAAAUGUAUAAAGAUCAUCUAGAAAAGGAUAAUAUUAUGUAUUGAGACAUUCCUUAAUUAGGAAAAAAUGGCUGCUGUAUAUGUACAAUAUCAGUUCUGAGUCAAAUAACAUCCUUAAUACUGGGAACAGAAUAUGAAAUAUAUUCAGAUUGAUUGAUACAAUUAGCAAACUCAUCACCAGAGUUUUUGUCUGACCAGACUUUUGUGUUCAUUUUUAAAAUUUCAGCACAAUGCAGAUAUAUUUGAAUGUCAAUAUUAAACAUUUAGACUGCUGUUCAGAUUGUAUUUAUCAUUUCCUUCCUGUGUCUAGAAAUUUGAAUCCCUAACUUAAAUACUUGCUGCUGUGAAACAGCUCUAGUGAACACUAAAUGUUGAUAUCAGUUAGCUGGGUUGUAGAUACUUGCAGAUUGAAAGAAUUAUUAGAGAAAUGGAAAAAGAGCUUAGAAUCUGUUUGGUAUUCUGCUAACUUAAGUUGAAGUAUCUGCGCACACUGAGAGGGGUUUUUGUUUGUUUUUUGGUUUGUUGGGUUUUUUAAUACAAAAACAUUCAAUAAGGACUUAGAGCUGCAGGGUUUUUGUGUUUUUGGUUUCUUUUUUAUUAUUUUUUUGGGUUUUUUGGCAGAUAUACAUGCAUUCGUAGAACUUCUAAGGAUUCCGGGCUUGUCCUGGGAUUUUUACUCGUUUAAAGUUAAUAAAGUUAGCUAAAUCCA